This is a messenger RNA of Megalops cyprinoides (Indo-Pacific tarpon), 2249 nucleotides long. It is a transcript of the gene tbl1x, whose product is annotated as transducin beta like 1 X-linked. Gene Ontology annotation, cellular component: histone deacetylase complex. NCBI's taxonomy places the organism in Eukaryota, Metazoa, Chordata, Actinopteri, Elopiformes, Megalopidae. Gene Ontology annotation, biological process: regulation of transcription by RNA polymerase II. The record is from RefSeq and is a predicted model, not a curated record. The transcript is spliced from 16 exons. Bases 516 to 2057 code for a protein of 513 amino acids. Gene Ontology annotation, molecular function: transcription corepressor activity; protein binding.
GGAGAAUUAAUCAACCACAAUGUGACCGUGCAGGCGAAAAAAACAGAGCUCACACAGCGCGCGCAGACAGUGUGGGGGAAGGGAAUCCAGCACAGAGGCCAGAUCCAAGGUCACUGACGAUGCCUCCUGUCUCCAAGUGUCUCUCUCUCUUUAACAAGGCUGCGAGUGUUUCCCGCUGUCUCCUGUAGCGCAACACAGAGAAGCACUAAAAACUCCGCCAAUAAUAUCAGCCCCUUCCGAAUCCAAGUCCACUUUGAACUUUAGCGUUUCGGCAAUCGGCGAUAUAUGCCUACAUUUUCGUCCCCUGUUUGCACGGAUUGCCAGCAGCAAGAACACACGGGAAUAAGAAGGCGAGUUAUAAUAUGGGAGUAAAGUCUACACGGGCUCACUGAAGUUGGAGGCUCUUUUCCUCGAAGAGGUGAAAGCGGUGGCUUUAGCACACACGCGAGCACACUAUCUGAGUAGCUAGGUGGGCCCACCCGUAAUACAGACCUCAUCCACUGAGGUGGGCUAAGAUGAGUAUAACCAGCGAUGAAGUGAACUUCUUGGUUUAUCGGUAUCUCCAGGAAUCAGGUUUCUCCCACUCUGCAUUCACCUUCGGCAUCGAGAGCCACAUCAGCCAGUCCAACAUCAACGGAACGCUAGUGCCCCCUGCUGCCCUCAUCUCAAUCCUGCAGAAGGGUCUCCAGUAUGUGGAGGCUGAGAUCAGCAUCAAUGAGGACGGCACGGUCUUUGAUGGUCGGCCAAUCGAGUCUCUUUCUCUCAUCGACGCGGUGAUGCCAGAUGUCGUGCAGACACGGCAACAGGCCUUCCGCGAGAAGCUGGCCCAGCAACAGGCCGCUGGCACCAUGGCAACUGCUGCAGGCGCCGUGCAACAGAACGCGCCCAAGAACGGGGAGGCCACUGUCAAUGGAGAGGAGAAUGGAGCGUACCCUAUGAAUAACCACACGGAGGCCAUGGAGAUCGAUGGCGAUGUGGAGAUCCCUGCCAGCCAGGCCACUGUGCUGAGGGGACACGAGUCCGAAGUCUUCAUCUGCGCUUGGAACCCGGUCAGCGACCUGCUGGCCUCUGGGUCCGGUGACUCCACCGCCCGCAUAUGGAACCUCAAUGAGAACGCUACCAGCGGCUCCACCCAGCUGGUGCUCAGGCACUGCAUCCGAGAGGGGGGCCAGGACGUCCCCAGCAACAAGGACGUCACCUCCCUGGACUGGAAUAGUGACGGGACACUCUUAGCAACAGGAUCUUACGAUGGCUUUGCGAGGAUAUGGACAAAAGAUGGUAAUCUGGCUAGCACUUUGGGGCAACACAAAGGCCCUAUAUUUGCCUUGAAAUGGAACAAGAAGGGAAACUGCAUCCUCAGCGCUGGAGUGGACAAGACGACAAUCAUCUGGGACGCCCACACGGGUGAAGCCAAGCAGCAGUUCCCCUUCCACUCAGCACCUGCCCUGGACGUUGACUGGCAGAACAACACCACCUUUGCCUCCUGCAGCACAGACAUGUGCAUCCAUGUGUGUCGACUCGGCAGCGACCGGCCCCUAAAGACCUUCCAGGGACAUUCGAACGAAGUCAACGCAAUCAAGUGGGAUCCAUCCGGCAUGCUGCUGGCCUCCUGCUCUGAUGACAUGACCCUAAAGAUCUGGAGCAUGAAGCAGGACUCCUGUGUGCAUGACCUCCAGGCCCACAGUAAAGAGAUCUACACCAUCAAGUGGAGCCCCACUGGGCCAGGCACCAGCAACCCCAACUCCAACAUCAUGUUGGCCAGCGCGUCGUUUGACUCUACGGUGAGACUGUGGGACGUGGAGCGCGGCGUCUGCAUCCACACGCUCACCAAACACCAGGAGCCCGUGUACAGCGUGGCCUUCAGCCCCGAUGGGAAGUACCUGGCCAGCGGCUCCUUCGACAAAUGCGUCCACAUCUGGAACACCACGAGUGGGGCAUUAGUCCACAGCUACAGGGGAACCGGAGGCAUUUUUGAAGUGUGUUGGAACAGCACGGGGGACAAAGUUGGGGCCAGUGCAUCAGAUGGCUCGGUAUGCGUUCUUGACCUUCGAAAAUAGCAUCGCGGUGGUGAUUUUAAAGAUGGUCCGUGGAACAUGUGGCAAAAUGCCUCCCCCAUUUUUGCCAUGGUGGUUUCCAGCAUCACUGUUGUGGAGCCACUUGAACAUCGGCAAACACAUUCUCAGCGGCAACGCAGACCCGGCGCCUCCUUCGGGGAACAGAUGCGGAUGAAUGGCAAGGACCCAAACAGC